This is a messenger RNA of Apaloderma vittatum (bar-tailed trogon), 1147 nucleotides long. Its product is annotated as GON-4-like protein. Lineage: Eukaryota; Metazoa; Chordata; Aves; Trogoniformes; Trogonidae. Gene Ontology annotation, biological process: regulation of DNA-templated transcription. Gene Ontology annotation, cellular component: nucleus. The record is from RefSeq and is a predicted model, not a curated record. Gene Ontology annotation, molecular function: transcription coregulator activity. The transcript has 9 exons. The annotation marks the transcript as partial.
GAGAAAACACAAAAGCCCCUGGGAAGAGCAGGAGCUCCCACAGAACCCGAAACAAGAGGGGACGGGUUCGUGCCAGCAAAGACACGUCGAAGCUGCUCCUCUUGUACGACGAAGACAUCCUGGAGAGAGAUCCCCUGCGGGAACAGAAGGACCUGGCGUUUGCACAAGCCUAUCUCAGCCGGGUCCGUGAAGCCUUGCAGCACGUCCCUGGAAAGUACGAAGACUUUCUCCGCGUCAUCUAUGAGUUUGAGAUCAGCACGGACAAGCAAACGGCUGUGGAUCUCUACUCCACGUUACAGAAACUGUUGCAUGACUGGCCCCAGCUGCUCACAGAUUUUGCUGCCUUUCUUUUACCAGAACAAGCUUUGGAGUGUGGACUGUUCGAAGAGCAGCAAGCGUUUGAAAAAAGCCGCAAGUUCCUCAGGCAGCUGGAGAUUUGUUUUGCUGAAAACCCUGCCCACCAUCAAAAGAUCAUCAAAGUUCUGCAGAGCUGCGCCGACUGCCUCCCCCAGGAGAUCGCGGAGCUGAAGACCCAAAUGUGGCAGCUGCUGAAGGGACACAACCACUUGCAAGACGAGUUCUCCGUUUUCUUCGAUCACUUACGGCCCUCGGCCAGCCGCAUGGGAGACUUUGAGGAGAUUAACUGGACAGAAGAGAAGGAAUACGAGUUUGAUGGGUUUGAAGAGGUGUCUCUGCCAGAUGCCGAAGAGGAGGAUGAACCGCCCAAGAUGCACGCGGCCUCGAAAAACAAGAAGCGGAAAGAGAUGGGAGGCCAGAACAACGACAAGGAGGUCGAGUGGGUAGAUGGGAUGAAGGAAUGUUCAUGUUCCUGCCAUGAAGGGAGUAGCGAUCUCAAGCUAAAGAAAAGCAAAAGGAGGACCUGCAGCCAUUGUAGUAGUAAGGUGUGUGAAAACAAAUUUUAUAAAAACAAAGAUUCUCAAGAGCUGACGGAUCUCACCCGGAAGGGAAGAUUGUCUCCAGCAGGCACGCAUCUGCUGAAAAAGCCGCGCUGCCCGAUCGACAGGUUCAGGAGGCAGGUGGGGGUGCGGGAAGAGGAGCAGCAGCAGCAGCGAGUGACGGAGGCGACCGUGUGUGCCAAGAACAGCAAGGUCAGCUCGACGGGGGAGAAGGUCGUGCUCUGGACCAG